Messenger RNA from Fusarium graminearum PH-1, 1626 nucleotides. RefSeq lists its product as uncharacterized. The record is from RefSeq and is a predicted model, not a curated record. Bases 1 to 1626 code for a protein of 541 amino acids. Lineage: Eukaryota; Fungi; Ascomycota; Sordariomycetes; Hypocreales; Nectriaceae. Gene Ontology annotation, molecular function: monooxygenase activity; oxidoreductase activity, acting on paired donors, with incorporation or reduction of molecular oxygen; iron ion binding. The transcript is spliced from 5 exons.
AUGGCCCCCAAUGUUAUGAUCUGGGCACUUUAUCUGUUAACCCGUAUCCCUGUCAGAAGCUCUGUGCCGAUGUCUCAUCAAUACGUUGCAGCCGCAGCGUCGGCUUUUCUACAGUUCAAAUACCACUUGGUCACAUUCUUUUUCGGUCUUAUCAUUUUAAGCUAUGUACAUGGCCGAUUUCGUUCAGGUCUCGCAAAUAUCCCUGGGCCACCCGUUGCAAAAUGGACGAAGCUAUGGCGUCUUUACGACGUUUACAAGGGUCAAUCUCAUCAUACGGCGAUCAGGCUACACCAACAACAUGGUCCACUCGUAAGAAUUGCGCCAAAUGUUGUCUCGGUUGGUGAUCCACAAGCUAUCAAGACUAUUUAUGGAUUGGCUGGCGCAUUCACAAAGACAGCAUUCUACCCCAUUCAAAGUAUCUCUUGGCAGAAGAAACCACAAAUGAACCUGUUUUCUACUCGAGACCCAGUCUAUCAUCGAGACCAGAAGAAAAAGGUCGCAGGAGCGUUCAGCCUCACAAACCUACUGGAAUCCGAGGAUGCUAUCGACUCUUGUACUGAACUUUUCAUAUCCCGUCUUGAUCAAUGGGCUGCUGAUGGCAAACGUAUUGACCUCGGUAUGUGGCUUCAGUAUUACGCGUUCGACGUGGUUGGUGAGGUCAACUUCGCGCAAAAGCUCGGCUUCUUGGCCACAGGCGGGGAUGUUGAUGGCAUGAUCAAGACAAUUGAGGGUAUCAUUGCGUAUUCAUCUAUCUGCGGACAAAUCCCUGAGAUGCACAACGUCCUAUUGGGCAACCCUCUGUUUCCAAUCUUGUUACCCUCUAUGGAGAACUGGAAUGCGGUCUUGACUUUCACUCUCAAGGCUAUCAACUCCCGUACAUCGAUGAAACGAGACGGCGAACUGGAGCUUCCUGAUGAAGGAGGGAAGGAUCUUCUGUCCAAAUGGGCUGCGGUGAAAAACAAAGAUCCUCUCAAGAUGAGCACCAGAGAUGCUAUCGUGCAUCUUUCGGCCAAUGUGUUCGCGGGUUCAGAUACCACCGCAAUCGCCCUACGUGCAGUCAUCUAUUUCCUCAUUAAGAACCCUGACAAGAUGACAAAUGUUGUUCAGGAGAUCGAUGCCGCUGAUAAGAAUGGAAACCUCAGCGAUCUCAUCUCCUACAAAGAAUCUACUUCGCACUUGAUUUAUACCAAAGCAGCGAUCAAAGAGGCUAUGCGCCUGCAUCCUUCGAUCGGCCUUCUAAUGGAGCGGCACGUCCCACCCCAAGGAGCUGAGAUAUGUGGACAUUUCUUUCCCGGCGGCACGAUUGUUGGAAUAAACCCUUGGGUUGUUCAACACGAUCCCAAGGUUUACGAGGAUCCAGAAGCCUUCAAGCCAGAACGCUGGUUGACUUCAGAUGCCGAGUUACUUUCCAAGAUGGAAGCCAGCUUUUUCACCUUUGGGGCUGGGUCACGUACAUGCCUGGGCAAGCACAUAAGUCUUAUGGAGCUUCAUAAAGUAGUGCCGCAGUUGUUGAGACGCUAUCAUAUUGUGCUGGCAGAUCCGGAUGCUGAUUGGGAAGUCAAGAACCGUUGGUUUGUGCAACAGCAUGGUCUCAACUGUAUUCUAAAGAAAAGAACAGUCGCCUGA